AAGCAAGACAGUAUCCCUGUACAGGCCAAAGGCGGCUCUCUAUAGGUACAUGGUCGCCAUCUUCACUCCCCUUGCGACGCAUUCCGGCUACUGCAUCUAGCCACAAUAUAGCCACCAUGAUAACAACUCGUUGCUAUGUCUCAGCUACAAGAUAACAGAGGCACCCUCUUCCUCCUCCUGUUGCUAUUCUGGCUCGCCACCAGUCCGGACUCAAACCCGGGGUUCAUCGCAGGCCCCGCCCUGGUCAAGAGCCGUCUUGCGCGCCAACGGGAGGCCCUCGGCAUCCUAAACAGCACCCAGUGGGGCGACUUCGCGCCACGCCGAGCGGGCAACCCGCCCGAGGCCGAGUCCAAGUACUUAAACCUAACCGGUUUCCGAGAGGAAGACGGCUAUGCGUGGGAAGACUUCCAGCGCUUCCAGAACCGAUGCGAGGAGUGGAGCGCAAACGCCGUCGGCAUCCCCGAGGCCUCCGUGCCGGUCUGGCAGAACGCGACCGGCAUCAUACGCGGCCUAUGGCACAGGGCGAACACAUCAUCGCCGCGGUACCACUCGAGCUACAACCUGAGCCAGAUCAGUCCAGGUGUUACGUGGUCGGGCUACCACUCGGAAUGGACCCGAAACGCUACCGGCACGGACGGGAGGAUGCUAGUGCGCAUAGAGGACUACGAGGAUGGCGCGACAGAGCCGGAGGAGGUGGACAAGUUAGUACUAGAGAAGGCGGAGAUCAAGGCCCGAGAGGUAGCCGCUACGAUCAACGUCGAUGAUGCCGACGGAACCGGGAGCAGCUGGGAAAUGCGGCUCCACGGCGUUCAUUGGCCCCGCCAGGGAGUCAUGCUCUUCACGACCACGAGCGAGAAGUUCGCCGGCAUAUUCGGCCUACCUCAUCUCACCACCCGUGAAGACUUCUUCGAAUCCAGCAAGGCCCUGUUAAACCGGACUCUAGACAAGGCGCUAGAGAGGAAAGAAAAGCGCACUUUCGACGACCAGUUUGAUCCUUGGACCUCCACGUUAGAUGCGCCGGGAGAAGCCUGGAGCCCAUCUCCACAUUGCGAGUACUUGCUUUACGUCCAGAUCUAUCCCCUAGAUCAGGAUAUCCUAGGGGUGCAGCCUACCCUAACAGGUCCGGAGAACGUCGCCAAGGCUAUCCAGGAUAUCGAGGACGAGCUUCGCUUCCCUCAAGGCACCGGCCACCGGCGCAUACCUCAACUUCAAAUGUCAGCUGUCGUGUACUCGCCUGACUGCGCAUUCUUCCUCGAAACCAAAGGCCCCCCAGCAUAUGCGCCUGAAGACGGCAAGCAUUUGAUCGGCGUAAAGCAAGAAGUGUUUCUCUAUAGCGUUAGCACCUUUCUUCUGGGCCUCGCAUUCACCAUAUUUGGACAAUUGCAGCUACUCAAGAUGCAGAUGAGAGAGACCUCUACGCCCUCGACCCUGUGCCGGGUCAGUUUCUACACUGGCUGCAUAAUGCUGCUCGCCGACGGUAUCAUCUUCACCGGCUCCGCCGCUUGGAGUUUCUCGGCGUCCACCACACUGCUGCCGUCACUCGCCAUCACAUGUGUCUCGUUGUUAUCCAUGACCGUUACCACAUUCUUCCUAGCUGAGAUCCAUAGGGCCCAAGAACCCGAAUGGCGACGGCAAGAGCGGGAAAGGGAACGCCAGAAUGCACCCACAUCUACGACGCCGAGACAUGCAACAAGUCCAAACCCUCCCGAUACCGCCACCCGCCGAUCAGCGUCUCCCCCCAUCAUCAUCCCCUCAGACCAGGAUGUCGAUGCCGAAAUCGCCGAGAACACGAACAACGAGACCACCGGUCUCCCCGCCCCAGUGACGGCAGGCAACCCCACAGCCAACGCGCAGAACCUACGGACGCAACUGAGCAACGUAUUCGGGCGGCUGCUGCUGAUAGGGAUUGGGGUGCUAUUUCUGAGCCUGGCGGCCGCAAGCUGGCGGCCGCGGAUCCGGGCGGCCUAUUUCAAUACGGUGUUAUUCGUGUACCUGUCGCUUUGGGUGCCGCAGAUCUACCGGAACGCGUACCGGAACUGCCGGCGGGCGCUGGCGUGGCGGUUCGUGGCGGGGCAGUCGGCGCUGCGGCUGCUGCCGGUGGCCUACUUCUACGCGGUGCCGGGCAACUUCGCCUUCGCGGAGCCGGACCGGGCGGCGCUCGCCGCGCUCGCCGCCUGGCUCUGGCUGCAAACCUGCACGCUCGCAGCCCAGGCCGUGCUCGGGCCCCGCUUCGGCGUGCCCCGCGGCUGGAUGCCCGACGCCUGGGAGUACCACCCGGUGCUGCGCGAGGACAACGUCGAGGCGGGAGGGUUGCCCAUCGGGCUGGUGGCGGCGGCAGCGCCGGGAAGCCCGACGGCGGCGAGCGCUCCUCCGGAGCUCGAACGCGACGACGGCGGCGGCGGCAGCGGCAGCAAGAAGCCGCUGCUGGCGCCGCAGCAGCGGACGAGCACCCACGUCAUCGACUGCGCCAUCUGCCGCGAGGUGCUCGAGGUGCCGGUGAUCCGCGCGGGGGCGGAGGACCCGGCGGCCGGCGGCGUCACCGGCGUGCUCGCCCGCCGCGCCUACAUGGUCACGCCGUGCCGGCACAUCUUCCACAGCGCCUGCCUCGAGGGCUGGAUGCGCUUCCGGCUGCAGUGCCCGAUAUGCAGGGAGGAGCUGCCGCCGCUGUGAGGGCACGAGGCCCGGGAGACCGAGGGGAGGGGCGGGAGGAGGAGCGGAGAUGGAAAGAUGGUAGGUAGAUGGUAGAUCAAUCGAAAUUUCUCCGUUUCGUGUCGUAAUGCCUACUUUUUCAGCCUGCCUGUGGGCGCGGUUUAAGCGUGUUGACGCCGUGUAGUGCGUAGCCAGUGGCAACUAGAUGGGUGGCGCGACGAGGUCAUCGCUAUAUUUGCGCCGUGUAAUACUGCGGACUGUCGUUCCGGUGUCUGUACCCGGAGGCACGUGCUCUGACUGUGCCCUCGACAUCUUUUGUACCAAAGUUGUCUGUUGCGGGGAGUAUACCCAGCUGUUAUAAGUCUUAGUUGCGUAGAUUGCUCCGAGUGUGAACGUGAGGAACCUGGCUUGUUGCUGUUUAGGUCUGUCGUGGAGCACGUCGACAACUAAUACGAAGUCCGUCUACAGUUAUAAUGCGAUUUGCUGGUUGUCACGUAACUAACUCAAGCAACGUUUGAGAGGAUAGUUUACGCGCAGAGGGAGCAUGAGAACGCGGGUGAGAAUGGGUAUAUUGACCAACUUGCUAGGAAUGAGAUAUGCAAAAGAGUGCGAAGCUAGCUAGACAUAUGUAUAUAUGCUCAACGAGCUGAGGUAAGUUAGGUUUA
Messenger RNA from Durotheca rogersii, 3314 nucleotides. RefSeq lists its product as uncharacterized. The record is from RefSeq and is a predicted model, not a curated record. NCBI's taxonomy places the organism in Eukaryota, Fungi, Ascomycota, Sordariomycetes, Xylariales, Xylariaceae. The transcript has a single exon. The coding region runs from base 136 to 2670 and encodes 844 amino acids. Gene Ontology annotation, molecular function: zinc ion binding.